This is a messenger RNA of Perognathus longimembris pacificus (Pacific pocket mouse), 1726 nucleotides long. It is a transcript of the gene Wbp2, whose product is annotated as WW domain binding protein 2. Gene Ontology annotation, cellular component: nucleus. NCBI's taxonomy places the organism in Eukaryota, Metazoa, Chordata, Mammalia, Rodentia, Heteromyidae. The transcript is spliced from 8 exons. Gene Ontology annotation, biological process: positive regulation of DNA-templated transcription. The coding region runs from base 94 to 879 and encodes 261 amino acids. The record is from RefSeq and is a predicted model, not a curated record. Gene Ontology annotation, molecular function: transcription coactivator activity; chromatin DNA binding.
GAACUACGCCACGAGGGGCGGGCCGAAGAGAGGCGCAGGCGCAGUGCGUGGCGAGUCUCGGGACACCCCCCGCCUCCCCUCUUCGCGGAGACCAUGGCGCUCAACAAGAAUCACUCGGAAGGCGGCGGAGUGAUUGUCAACAACACUGAGAGCAUCCUGAUGUCCUAUGACCACGUGGAACUAACAUUCAAUGACAUGAAGAACAUACCAGAGGCUUUCAGAGGGACCAAGAAAGGCACCAUCUACCUUACUCCUUACCGGAUCAUCUUUCUGUCCAAGGGGAAGGAUGCCAUGCAGUCCUUCAUGAUGCCGUUUUAUCUGAUGAAGGACUGUGAGAUCAAGCAGCCUGUGUUUGGUGCAAACUACAUCAAGGGAAUGGUGAAGGCCGAAGCAGGAGGUGGCUGGGAAGGCUCCGCUUCCUACAAGUUGACCUUCACAGCAGGGGGCGCCAUCGAGUUUGGACAGCGGAUGCUUCAGGUGGCCUCUCAAGCUUCCCGAGGCGAAGCCCCCAAUGGAGCCUAUGGGUACCCUUACAUGCCCAGCGGGGCCUAUGUCUUUCCCCCACCAGUCGCCAAUGGAAUGUACCCCUGCCCUCCUGGCUACCCCUAUCCACCGCCCCCACCUGAGUUCUACCCAGGGCCUCCCAUGAUGGAUGGAGCCAUGGGCUACGCGCAGCCCCCGCCGCCGCCCUACCCCGGGCCCAUGGAGCCCCCUGUCGGCGGCCCUGAGGUCCCCUCCACCCCGGCAGCCGAGGCCAAGGCCGCGGAAGCAGCUGCCAGCGCCUAUUACAACCCUGGCAACCCACACAAUGUCUACAUGCCCACGAGCCAGCCUCCACCACCACCCUACUACCCCCCAGAAGAUAAGAAGACGCAGUAGACCCCACCUGCCCCCCUGCCUCUCCCCCUGGGGCGGGGCGGGAAGGGGGCGUCUGUAGGGUCUUGUUCUUCCCCCACCUAAUCAUAAACAGCAGGAAUGAGCGAGGUGGGAAGGGCGUGGCCCCCUGAACUCUAGAGGCGCACCCCAGCUUCCCAGGCUAGCUCGGCCCCUAGUGCUGCUUCCCCCUCGCUGUCUCGGGGGCUCCCGGGAGCACGCGCUGUCCCCCGGUUCCUCUUUCACUCUGAUAACAUCACAGCUCCACUAGCGCCUUCCCACGGAGGGACUCUCUGGCCACCUCCUCCACUGCAGUCCAGCCCCUGGUGCCUCCCAGGCGACACGCAGCCAGCACUGCCCCCCAGACCCCGCCCCUCCUCCAGCCGGGCCCGGGCCUUCCUGCCUCCCACGUGGAUGGAUUUGGGGAGCAUCACCCUGAGCUUCUGUGUGAGGAAGCCCUUUUGCCCCCCACGCCCACCCCUUGGAAUGUCUUAAUUUGUUACCCCCCUUGGGUCUUCCCACGUCGAGGGGCUCCCUGAGGGGAGCUGUUCGGUGCAUGUCUGGCCCACUAUGCCAGUCAGACGCUAUGGGUGGGCUGUGAACAAGGGCUCCGGCCCUCGCGUCCCCAGAAUCUGCUGCCAGCCCCUCGCCUGCCCUUCCUCAAAGCUUCACGCCCCCUGGAUGCAGUGAGAUCUGUUCCUGGACUGGCCACCAAAUGAGGAGAUGGUUAUUUAAAGAGAAUUCCCUAUUUAUUUGACAAAAUCCAGUUAAUAUAUUAAUGUGAAAUAAACCCUGUUUGCACCUUGGAUUUGUUUGCUAAAACUGUGAAAUAGUAAAAACGGAAGCAACUGGA